Messenger RNA from Amborella trichopoda, 735 nucleotides. Its product is annotated as small ribosomal subunit protein eS30z/eS30y/eS30x. Gene Ontology annotation, molecular function: structural constituent of ribosome. NCBI's taxonomy places the organism in Eukaryota, Viridiplantae, Streptophyta, Magnoliopsida, Amborellales, Amborellaceae. Gene Ontology annotation, biological process: translation. The record is from RefSeq and is a predicted model, not a curated record. Gene Ontology annotation, cellular component: cytosolic small ribosomal subunit; ribosome.
GGGAAGCAUUUCAAAGUCUGGAGUCUUGCAAAACUGUCCUAUGUUUAUAAUUUCUAGGGUUUUGGCGGUCUAUGUGUACAGUCAUCGGACAGAAUCUGGUGAUUGAUAAGCCGGAUGUGAAAUCAGGUCCGUUGAAAGUCAUCCUAUAUUUUUAUCGGCGAUAGCAGGGUCCCUUUCCUGUCGCAGAGGAGGGAGAAGCGCAGACUCGUGAGGAGAGGAGAGCUUUGGUGCAGCGGCAAAACCACCAGAUUUAGCGACCAUGGGAAAGGUUCACGGUUCUUUGGCUCGAGCUGGGAAAGUGAGGGGGCAAACCCCAAAGGUAGCGAAGCAAGAUAAGAAGAAGAAGCCCAGAGGAAGGGCUCACAAGCGAAUGCAGUACAACCGCCGCUUCGUCACAGCAGUGAUUGGUUUUGGGAAGAAGAGGGGACCCAACUCAUCAGAGAAGUAGAUCUACAGAGUAAAAUAUUAUGAGAAGCUUGGUUAGUGAUGAUUUUGGAGGGUUUGAUUUUUGUCUUGUACUAUUGAAAAUUGUCUCCUUUUUCUCGUUUCUUAGUGGAGUAAAUCUGUAAAGUAUUUGUGGGAGGCUCAAGACUUCAACGUUUGAGAUUUGACAGUGUUAUAAAUUUCAAGUAUUACAGAGUUAGUGGUGAAGAGUGUUUCUUUCUUUUGUGUUUGAACUUAUAUGAGACUUGUAAGGUGAUCUUCAAUGAAUGCAUAAUUGAAAUUAUCAUCUUC